Molecule: messenger RNA, 6358 nt
Organism: Ictalurus furcatus (blue catfish)
Lineage: Eukaryota; Metazoa; Chordata; Actinopteri; Siluriformes; Ictaluridae
Gene: spon1b
Product: spondin 1b
Exons: 16
Coding region: 329-2710 (793 amino acids)
Biological process (GO): signal transduction; cell adhesion
Cellular component (GO): extracellular matrix
Source: RefSeq, a predicted model, not a curated record
UAAAGUGAAUCACUAUAGUAAUGCCGCCGCUGAUCUGCUCUUCACCACAUCGCUGUUUGGUCGGGGAGGAGAGUGCUUCCUUCGGUCUUUUUCUUUUUUUUUCUUCUUCUGUGAACCUUGGAUAAAGUGAAAAUUUGACUCGCAAACCGAUUUGAAUCAUAUUGGGGACUCAUUGAGCCCGCGAUUGCAAUCUUUUAAGCUCGGAAUGGAUUUUGUCUCAUUUAGAAAAGUGGUUUAUUAAGUGUUUAGUGUCAGGGUUUUGGACCCCGUGUUGUUUUCUCGCACUCAGUUUCUUCAUUCACUGCUUUGCACCGGUGGGCAUCCAGGCAUGGGCAUGCAUGCAGGUACAGGUACGGCGUUUUUGCUCUGCCUUGUGCUGAAUUUCUUCAGCAUUCAUGCUUUUUCCAGAGAGAGCUCGAGCUUCUGCAGGAUCCUCCGCAGCUCGAACCGGGGCGCGCGCAGAGAAGGACACAACGAGUACCGACUCCGGGUGGAAGGAGAUCCUGAAACAUAUCAGCCUGGAAGCACUUAUAGAGUGAGUUUAUACGCCUCCAGUCCGUCUUACUUCCGAGGUUUCACUCUGAUUGCUCUGAAGGAAGGGAGAGAAGGAAGCAGCCUUGAUGAUUAUGCUGGCAAUUUCGAGAUCAUAGAUAAAGAAGACUCUCAGUUCAUGACCAACUGCCCACCUGCCGUCACAGAGAGCAUUCCCCGGAGACGCACACGGAUCCAGGUGUUCUGGACAGCGCCCCCUUCAGGCAGUGGCUGCGUGAUACUCAAGGCGAGCGUGGUACAGAGGAAGAUAAUAUCCUUCCAGGAUGAGGGCUCUCUCACCAGGAGGCUGUGCGAGAAAGAUCGUCUCAGAACCACAGAGAAGCCUCUGCAGGAGUGCUGUGCGUGUGGAACAGCCAAGUACCGCCUCACCUUCUAUGGGAACUGGAGUGAGAAAGUGCAUCCCAAAGAUUAUCCCCGGCGAGCCAAUCACUGGUCAGCUCUGAUCGGCGCCUCUCACUCCAGGAGUUACGUGCUGUGGGAAUACGGAGGAUACGCCAGCGAGGGUGUGCGCCAGGUGGCCGAGUUCGGCUCGCCCGUCAAAAUGGAGGAGGAGAUCCGUCAGAAGGGUGAUGACGUGAUGACUGUGAUCAAGACGAAAGCUCAGUGGCCGGCCUGGCAGCCCCUCAAUAUUCGUGCUGCUCCCUCGGCCGAGUUCUCUGUGGACCGAUCCCGUCACCUCAUGUCCUUUUUGACCAUGCUCGGCCCGAGUCCUGACUGGAACGUUGGUCUGAGCGCUGAGGAUCUGUGCACGGCUGAGUGCGGCUGGGUGCAGAGACUCACUAAAGACCUGCUGCCGUGGGACGCCGGGACAGACAGCGGACACAGUUACGAGUCCCCCAACAAACCAACAGUCCCUCAGGAGCGGAUUCGGCCCCUCACCAGCCUUGAUCACCCACAGAGCCCCUUCUAUGACCCUUCAGGAGGUCCGAUAUUACCCCUGGCUCGAGUGCUGGUGGAGAGGAUAGCCAGGAAGGGAGAGCAGUGCAACACGGUUCCUGACACGGUGGACGAUAUCGUGGCCGACAUAGCCCAAGAGGAGACUGAGGAGGGAGACAGCACUCCGGAGACGUGCAUCUACUCGAACUGGUCUCCGUGGUCGGCGUGCAGCUCAGCCACGUGUGCAAAGGGUCUACGCAUGAGGCAGAGGAUGCUGAAGGCUCAGCUUGACGCCACUGUGCCGUGCCCUCACACGCAGGACUUCGAGCCCUGUAUGGCAUCUGGCUGUAGAGAAGAGGAAGCGCCUUCGUGCAUGCUGUCCGAGUGGAUCAGCUGGUCUCCGUGCAGCGCAACAUGCGGGAUGGGCAUGAGAUCCAGAGAGCGCUACGUUAAAGUCUUUCCCGAGGACGGCUUGAGCUGCAAGGAGCCCACGGAGGAAACGGAGAAGUGUGUGGUCAACGACGACUGCUCCCCCAGUAGCUGUAUCGUGACAGAGUGGGCAGACUGGGAGCUGUGCAGUGUGAGCUGCGGAGUAGGGAUGAAGAAGAGGGUGAGGAUGAUGAAGAUGCCCGCGUCUGAUGGCUCUCAAUGCCGAGUCGAGCUGGAAGAGGUGGAGAAGUGCAUGAUGCCAGAGUGCAAUGCCUUGUCCUGUAUGGUUUCAGAGUGGUCUGAUUGGGGUCACUGCAGUGUGUCAUGUGGAGUGGGAAUGCAUGUGCGGCGGCGCAUGUUGAAGACCCCAGCGCUACCCGGCCAAUGUACAGAACAGCUGGAGCAAGUAGAGAAGUGCAUGAUGCCAGAGUGCCCUGUGGACUGUAUGCUGUCUGAGUGGACCGAGUGGUCCGAGUGUAAUAAGUCCUGUGGGAAGGGUCACAUGAUCCGCACCCGUAUGGUGAAGUUAGAGCCUGAGUUCGGCGGAGUCCCGUGUCCUGAAACUGUGCAGAGGAAGAAGUGUAAGAUCAGGAAGUGUACACGGGGCCCACGAGCCAGCGACCGCAAAAAAGCCAAGCAGGAUGCCACAGAGAGGCGGAGAACUAAAGCGGGACGGGAGUCUGCCUGGACAGAUGAGGACAUACCAGGUUGCAAAAUAGGCCCGUGGUCCAGCUGGACGGACUGUACCAAGCAGUGUGGCGGGGGUGUCCAGGAGCGUGUGAGGCAUGUGAGGAAGAAAGGCAAAUGCAGGCCUAUCAGAGAGAACCGCAUGUGCAAUGAGCAGCCCUGCUAAAGAACUCUACAUUUCUUAUACACAGACACGAGUACAAACACAAACACACACAAACAGAGGCGUGGAGUGUGAGGUCUUUCCGGACUGGUUAAAAGGUGUCUAGAGAUUUUAGAGUAGUACACACAUGGUUAAAGAAGACCACACAGAUGUUUGUGAUUAGUUUUAGUUGCCUUUUCAGCAGCUAUAUGUAUUACUAUCUAACGAACCAACUUCACAGUCACACACUAAAACACAGAGCUUGGCAUUCUUUACUGAAUAUUAUGUCUUUUGUUUUGUUUUGUUUUGUCUUUUUUUGUACACUACUUCCGAACCCUGACUCAGUUUACAUUUACUGUACAGUUGAUAUUCAAGUGUGCUCCUCACACAGUAAAUCACCAUUUGCCCAUUUACGCAGACAGCAUUGCGGUGCUGAAAGGGCUAAAUUCUCAUCUUAAUCCUGAUUAGGUCUAGCUUAAAUAUCAUGUGAUUUAACCCUAUAAAUUCCCAGGACACUUUGAUGGAUCCGAACUUGCAGUCCUUACUCUUGUAACUACACACCUGUCCUAUUAGUUAAACGGUACUAAUUCAUUCAUAGUAGUAAUAUGAUAUAAUAUAAUAUAAUACAAGGAAGGAACAAAACCCUCGGGGUAUGCUGUUAUAGGAAAGUAAACAACAUGGCCCGGCACGAAGCAGAGUUACUGUUACUACCCUGAAGUUGAUUAUUUUACUAUAACACCAUGUUCCAAAGUGCUUUAUUCCUCUUAUACCACAGAAACUUACCAACAACUUUUUUUUGUACUCCGUUUAUAUUUUCAGUUAAAGUUGCCAAACAAGUUAGUUCCUGUUGUCACUUAUGUUGUAAAAGCUAAAAACAGCCAUUCUCUCACCAGUUUCUCUUUUUUUCUCUCUAUCUUUAAGUUAAUAAGACAAAAAAACAGCUUGUCAGCUUACUGAGAAAAUCCUCCAUCCUGAAGACUUUCCUGUGGCGGAAAAUGUACUGUUACAAAUCACUGACACUGGAGACUCCUUCCAAACAAAUAAAAAUCUCCUCACAGAAAACUUCACAUAAACAGAUUUUUUAUUAUUUUAUUUUUAAUUCUUGAUAUGGUGGCAUACCCAUGAUAAGUCCCUGUCAGUUAGCUGCUACUGUAGAGACGAUAACAUAUUAGAGCAAGUGCAUUCAUAUAAACCUGUGAUUUGCACUGCAACCUUCUGACCAAUCCGAAUAGAUAUUUUAACAGUGCUGUGGUAUAAAAUAUAACUACUAUGAAUUCAUUUAUCUUCAGUAAAUGCUUUAUCCUGGUCAGGGUCACAGAGGAUGCGGUGCCUAUUCUGAGAAAACUAGGCACAAUGCUGGAGAAUUCACCUCAGAUGGGAUGUUAGCAGGGCAUCAAAUAGACACUCAUCCCCACACUCAUUACCACUAUGUGUAAUGUGCUUUAAAAUGAGUAAUAAGAGUUGAAGGGCUUAAGCCUCAUCCCAAAUGGCACACUAAGUCUUGUGUUCCACCUCCAAGGCCUUUUAAUGUCAUCGACCAAGAAAUUGUGGAUCUGUGGUGCGUUAAUUCUCAAAUCCUUGCAAGUGCAGAAUUUCAUUCAGUUCCUGCACCAAAACAGAAGCUGCAAUUAUAUCCGAUGUACACAUUAUCUCCAUAUCAGAUUGCAGGAGCCACUGAUGAACUUGAUUUUUUAAUCAGAGAUAUUGGGUUUGUUUGGUUUUUGUUGUUGUGUCUUAGUUUCAAGCUUAAUUUUGCCCAAUGGCAAGUUGCAUUGAAGAUAAGAAACACGUUAAGACUUUGAAUAUCGUUCUUCGUUGCUGUGUGUGGUUUUUGGGUAUAAUAGACUGCUGUUAAGUCAUAUUGAUAUAGGCUUCACCACAUGGUGCAUGUAGGGAUCAUAUAGCCAUUCAAGAGUACCAACUGGACCAUCAAAAUAAGAAAUGUCAAUUUACAUUAAUGAUAAGAGACCCAUUCGAAUAUUUUGUCUUCAUCAGUGUUGGUGUAUGUUGGUCUGUGCUCUAUAAAUACUCAUCUGUCAUGAUUGGUCCGAACCAAUGACACAAAAUAUUGAUAUAAUUUUCACCGAAUGGUGUAUUUCGGGCGCUUAGGAGCACCCUUUGACCCCCAAAAUGAGAAAUGACAAGCAAAAUUGAUUAUGAGACACUUUAAGACCCAUUUUUAAGAUCCAUCUUUGUCUUCAUCAGUGCUGGUAUAUAUUGCUCUUUGCUCUUGACAAACACAUCAGCCAUGAUUGGUCCCAACCAAUACCCCACAAGGUUUUGGGCAAUAGACGCUGUUAAGUCAGUAUAAAUAUAGACUUUACAAAAGGGCGCAUUUAGGAGCACCAUUUGAACCCCAAAAUUAGAACUGUUGGCCACCGACAAGUUAAACUGCUGUUAGUGACACUGUAAAGCCCACUACUAUAUCUUUUUUUGUCAUUGUUGGUGAACGUUGCUCUGUUCUCUCAGAAAACUUAUCCGACAUGAUUGGUCCCAACCAAUACCCCACAGGGUUUUUGGUGAUAGGCUGCUGUUAAGUUGGUUUCACCAAAUGGUGCAAUUAGAGUACUUACUGUCUAGCCGCUUAGGAGUACCCUUUGACUCCUAAAGUUAGAAAUGUUGGCCACUGACAACUUGUAUUGAUGAUAAGAAGCACUUUAAGACCCAUUUGUAUGUCUUUGUCUUCAUUAGUGUUUCUGUACUCUCAACAAACCUGGACACCAUGAUUGGCCGUAGUUAAUAUCGCAAAGGGUUAAGGGAAACUGUUGAAUUAGGGCACAUGGGCUCAAAUACGGACCAAAAGACCAAAUGUCUGAGAAUAGUCUUAUCCUAUGGCGUCAUCUCUGCCGAAUAUGGUCCAAUGUGAAAUCAGUGUGAUUCAGUCAAGUUGAUUUUUAUUUCAAUUCCAUUCUCAGUACAACAGAGUUUCUACAGUCAUGGUACAGUUUAGAUUCAGUAAAAUAACAAGCACAGCACUACACUCUUCUUGCUCAAGGACAUCAGGCAGGAUUUGCAUUUCAAUCAAGUCCCCCCCUCCCCCCUGCCUCCCACUUGUCCCAUCCCUGCCUCUAGUCCAAAGUGCCACCACAUCAAGCCUUCUCUGUUGAGCACUAUCAAGACGGGUCGCCCACAAUCAAUGACCAAUCGAUUUGGACAGCUGCCAUCUGCCGAGGAGGGAUUGAUUUUCUCCUGUCACUACAAAGCAGUUUCAUCGUAUCGUCUCAAAUAUUCAUAGCUGACAAAAUGUUUUUUUCCUCCCCUUUUUUAUGGUUACAUGUACAAAGGGAAACUCAUAAUAGCACUUGGAUGGUUCAAAAUGAUACUGCUGAACAGAUAGCACAGGUAAGAACAACCAUGCCAAGACUUGUGUACAAAAAAAUUCAUUUUAGCCUGAAAAUAGCUAUGUUGUGACCUUUUUAAUCCUCUGUAAUCCAUGUAGAGGCACAGUAACUCAGCUGUAGGAAAUAGAGUACAGUAUUAAUUUUAGACACUUUAUAACUUUUGCUGUGGAAUUUUGAUAUACUCAACACCCAGGACUUGCCAAGGUCAUGUGUAGGUCUCUCUCUCUCUCUCAAUCUCUGUCAGUUUUUUUUCCCUCUCCUCUACAAUAUAUUACUAUUUUGGAAUAAAUCACCUUUACAAUAAAAGUAAAUGUGACAAAAUCUCAGUGUA